AUGGACGCUGACACUUACAAAUACAACACGGAUCACACCUCCGUAAAGGUGCAUGAAGCCCCAGGCGGCCACUCAUCAAUCAGCCUCGCUUGGAGUGGCCAACGAGAUCCUCAACCAAAGCGAAAAUCAGAGCAGCACUUGAAACAAAUGCAAUCUAGCAUUUUCUCAGACCCAGAACCACAGCGACAACAACGAAACCAGCCUGCUUACAAUCAAAAUUAUGAUAGAAAAAAGCCUCAAAGAGAUAUAGACAGAGAAUACGUCCCAAGAGACAACUAUGACGAAAUCCCACCAAGGCAACAAAAUCGGAAAAACCGAAAUGAGGAACCUUAUGACCAAUACCAAAGGGAUUAUCAAGAGCCUCAAAGGAAUUAUAACGAUCGUGGCUAUGGAAAUGCUAGAGAGCAGGACUAUUAUGAAGAGCCACGAGGUGGAAGAAAUAGAGACUACGAAGAGCCAAGGGAGCAAAAUCAGAGAAAUCGUGGGUACAAUGAAGAAAGAAACCGUGGGUAUAAUGAAGAAAGAAACCGUGAGUACAAUGAAGAAAGAAACCGUGGGUAUAAUGAAGAAAGAAACCGCGGUUACAAUGAAGAACCUAGAGACUCAUACCAAAGGAACCGUGGAUAUAACGAAGAACCUCAACGAAAUAGGAAAAAUAAUGAAUAUAUUGAAGAAAAACCUCAGAGAAGCCAGAGAGAUUAUGAAAAUGAAGGAAGGCAGAAUGAUAGAAGAAGGAGCAAUAAAGACCCUUAUGAAGAUAGAGGGUAUUAUAAAGAAAGCUCUGAUAGGUCUCCAAUAGAGAGGCGAGGAUACCAGAGAAAUGAAGAAAGAGAUUAUGAUGAAUCAAGAAAAACUGAUUUAAAUGUGAAAACGUCAGUAAAGGUCCAUGCCCCACCUGGUGGGAAAACUAAUUUCAUAUUUGGUUAA
This is a messenger RNA of Blepharisma stoltei, 927 nucleotides long. The record is from the annotation of a GenBank genome assembly. NCBI's taxonomy places the organism in Eukaryota, Ciliophora, Heterotrichea, Heterotrichida, Blepharismidae.